This is a messenger RNA of Exophiala mesophila, 2062 nucleotides long. RefSeq lists its product as hypothetical. The transcript is spliced from 2 exons. Lineage: Eukaryota; Fungi; Ascomycota; Eurotiomycetes; Chaetothyriales; Herpotrichiellaceae. Gene Ontology annotation, molecular function: aldehyde dehydrogenase (NAD+) activity. The record is from RefSeq and is a predicted model, not a curated record. Bases 222 to 2009 code for a protein of 595 amino acids.
GUUCCUAGACGGCGUGUGAGGAUGGUGUUCGCAAGCAGCCAGGCGGCUCAAAUCGAGGACGCCGUCUCGGGCAGCCCUCUCUCGUGGUUUGUCCUUUUAUUCACGCUCAUUUCUGCGACAGCCCUUUUUAUCUCAGUGCAGUAUCUACUACGGCGUCCCAAGACCGAACCUGCCGUAACAUACUCCAUCGCCCGCCCCCUCCAGUUACAGCAUGACUACCAAUGGGAGACCAAGGACAAGACGGUGAAAGCUACAGAUCCAGAAGUAUACUUGUCCCCACCAUAUCCCAACAAUGGCAGAGAGAGAGAGAGAGAGAGAGAGAGCUAACAAGGACCCAGGUCGUUCGCGGUCGAAUAUUCCCACGAUGCCCCGCAGAUGGUCGCAGGCUAGGACCCCCCAUCGAUCCAGCAGAUUCGUCCGACAUUGACGCUGCCAUUACCGCAGCCUCCCAUGCACAAGCUCGGUGGUGUCAAACUACAUUUGCAGAACGCCGUCGUGUGCUGCUGACGCUUCAGCGUUAUGUGCUUGAUCAUCAGGACGACAUUGUGGCGGCUUGCUGUCUUGACAGCGGCAAAACCAAGAUCGAUGCCUGCUUCGGGGAGAUCUUAGUCACAGUCGAGAAGCUGAAGUGGACGAUUGAACACGGUGAAAAGGCAUUGUUGCCGUCCAAACGACCGACAAACCUGCUCAUGUGCUACAAAUCAAAUACUGUCUUGUACGAACCCUUGGGCGUGGUUGCAGCCUGCGUCAGCUGGAACUAUCCCUUCCACAACUUCAUCUCGCCCAUCAUCUCAGCCUUGUUUGCAGGAAACGCCAUCGUCGUGAAACCAAGCGAACAGACCUGCUGGAGCAGUCAGUACUUUCUGAAGAUCGUCCGAGGCGCUUUGCAUGCCUGCAACCAUAGUCCCAUGCUCGUUCAGAACGCAAUUUGCCUUCCUGACGUUGCCGACUACCUGACCAAACACCCUGGCAUUAGUCACAUCACAUUUAUUGGCAGUCGGGAAGUUGCCCACAAAGUGUGUGCUUCCGCGGCAGUGCCCUUGACUCCAGUCACUGUCGAGCUGGGAGGUAAAGACCCUGCUAUUGUUCUUGACGAUGAUAAGACGGUGAAAAAUCUAGCAGAAAUCGCUGCUAUCCUACUCCGCGGAACAUUUCAAUCAGCUGGGCAAAACUGCAUCGGGAUCGAGAGAACCAUCGCGCUGCCCAUGAUCCAUGACUUGCUCUUGUCGCAUGUUCUGCCCAAAAUCAGAGCCAUCCGCCUUGGAUCCAUCCUUCUCUCUCCCGCUCAUUCGCCCGUCGACAUGGGAUCUAUGAUCUCAGCUCGUGCCUUGCCGCGUCUCGAGUCACUCAUUUCUACCGCAGUGGCCCAGGGAGCCAUCCUUCAUUGUGGCGGACAACGCUAUCUGCAUCCUGAAUACCCGGAAGGAACCUAUUUUCAACCAACCCUGCUCAGUAACGUCCAUCCAGAAAUGGAGAUUGCUCAAACCGAGCUUUUUGCCCCAGUGUUUUUGCUCAUGAAAGCCAAAACUGUCGAGGAAGCCAUUGAGCUUGCCAACUCUACACCCUAUGCUCUUGGGGCCAGUGUCUUUGGCCACAAUUCUGCAGAUGUUGAGAAGUGCGUCCGGCAGGUGAAGGCGGGAAUGGUGUCGGUCAAUGACUUUGGAGCAUACUAUGCAUGUUCCAUGCCAUUUGGUGGCGUCAAGGGGUCCGGGUACGGGCGUUUUGGCGGAGAAGAGGGGCUGCGGGCACUAUCCAACAUCAAGAGUGUCUGCGAGGAUGCGCUCUGGGCCAGGUGGCUUGGCAUCGGGACCAAUAUUCCGCCCAAACUGCAAUAUCCUGUCAGUGGACACGGAUGGCAGGUUUGCAAAGGUGUCGUAGGGACUGGUUAUGCUAUCGAGUGGCGAGAGUGGGUCAAUUCCAUUGUUGGGCUGCUUGCUGCCUUGUCGAGGAGUGACGACAAAGGUGAGGGGAACCAGGAGGUCGGUGGACAAUUGGAAAAGACACCAUAAAAGGUACACCAAAAAAUAUAAUCUGGCUUUGACGCCAUGUAUUCAUCCUCAUA